AUGGACGAAGAUCUCGUCGCACUCUGCGUCAUGGUCGGCGUACUCAUCGUCUUCCCCCUCUCCGUCGUCGCCCUCGUCCUCGGCAGUGUCGCCUACGCACGCACCAAAGCCUGGGACCGCGCACGCAACCAGCGCACUACAGCACAGGAAUCCCUUCUUCCCACCGCUCAAGACGACGACAGCGAGUUCUACGACACAGAAGACGAGGCGGAGGCCAACGAGCGCAAGGCGGAGGAGUCGCGUGACGCCAUGAUGACGUUUGGGCAGAAGUGGCGCAAGGAGUUUGGCAAGGCGUGGAAGGGGAAGGGGAUGAAGCAGAUUCAGAAGGAGAGGGAGAGGGAGGAGAGGAGGAAGUUGGCUAAGGCUGUGGCAAAAGAGCUGGAUAGGAGGGAGAGGAGGGCGGCGAGGAAGGCGGAGAAGAAGGAGGGGCUGCCGAGGUAUGAGGCGUAG
This is a messenger RNA of Paraphaeosphaeria sporulosa, 450 nucleotides long. RefSeq lists its product as uncharacterized. NCBI's taxonomy places the organism in Eukaryota, Fungi, Ascomycota, Dothideomycetes, Pleosporales, Didymosphaeriaceae. The record is from RefSeq and is a predicted model, not a curated record. The coding region runs from base 1 to 450 and encodes 149 amino acids. The transcript has a single exon.